Schistosoma curassoni is the source of this 4021-nucleotide messenger RNA. Lineage: Eukaryota; Metazoa; Platyhelminthes; Trematoda; Strigeidida; Schistosomatidae. The record is from the annotation of a GenBank genome assembly.
GGAGAGUGUUUUGCCAUUUUAUCGUGGCUCACCGGACAUUGUGCAUCACUUAUAAUGUUAGCAUCUAGGUUCAAAAAGUUGUGCACCUGUUUUACUUCGUAUCAAGAUAUUCCAGCAAUUCUCCUACUAAUGCUAUUAUAUGUUUUUCAGGUUGGUAAAAACAUCGGUUAUACACGAUCGAUUUUAUUCAAUAUCUAUACUUAGAUAUUAUUCUUUUUUUAUCCAGUUAUGUAAAUUUUCAUGUUGGGGCCUAAAAUAUGUACAUAUAAGCUAUUUUGGUUACACAAAUCGACCGAAUUUUGUCAGCGUACACAUUUGCUGACCAUGGUCAAAAUCUGUCUGUACUUUUAUUUAGCUGUAAGGACCAAGGGGCUGAAAUGCCUGUUUUCAUCGUAAACAAGAGUGUCAUUACUUAGGAGGGCAAGGUAUUUGGUCUUAAGUAACUGUGUAGAGACGUUUGUUGUCACUCUCUGAUUGAAUGAUCGUGGUUAAUAUAUUGCCUUUCCGAGCCACGAAAAUUCGAGUUAAAGGUAACUACAAGAUACCCUGACAGUUGUGAUUGGGCAAUCUUAAUUCCAUUAUUUAAGUGAGAUAUACAUAUUUCUAUGAAUACUUCGGCACAUGAAGCCUCAUACGAUGUCUAAAACCAUUAAAAAUUGCCAUUGACACUAUUUUCUGAGUAUUUUUUUAACGUAUUUAAUAUUCCAUUCGUCGCUUGUCCUAAUGGUAGUCAUUGUAGUAUGUCUGGAUUCACGGGCUUGUCUUCAAAUUUUUCUUCCGUACUUUCCCUUAGACUUUAUAUAUGUAAGUGAAUACGCAUAACCUCCUCCUUGUCCUAAAGAAAUGCCCUUCGUUGUUGUAGAUAGUCUUUUUGAAAUUGUAAUGUUGGCACAUUUGGUGCCAAUGUUCCAAUACUACUCACACAUUGCUAACAUAUAUUCCUAUUUGAGAUAUCAAUGAGACUCAGCUUUCUGAACACUGUCUUAUUGCGACAACUGAUUUGGUGAUUUGAUUAUAUCAAAGUGCUUUAUGGAAAAUCAUUGGUUUUGGUGUGUUUUAUAAAUAUUAGUUCGUUAGCUUAGUAAAAACCGUGAAUAUUCAACAGCCUUGAUAAAAAACUUGUAAAAGCAGAGUUAAAUACUUUAAGAGAACACAGCCUUUUAAAGUUAAUAACAGUUAGUGAAUAAUGCCUAUGGUAAAGUUCGUAAAACCAAGUGUUAUGAUACGAUAUUUGCUACAAACAUCGUAUUUUAGGGAGAAAUUGUUGGUUUUACUUUUCGCUGUACUAUUUUCGACAAAUCCAAAUUAUUUAUUAAUUUUUAAUAGGGCAUUUCUAUCGGCAUUUCUGCUUCGAUUCCAUUUCUUCUUCAAUCAAAUUACCAUACCGGUGGCUAUAAUUUACAAGCAACAUUUUCAAUAUCAGCUUGGCCUUUUGCUAUGAAACUUCUCUGGGCUCCAAUAGUUGAUUCAAUUUACGUCAAUUUUAUUGGAAGACGGAAGACGUGGCUCAUAAUAACUCAGUAUACAAUUGGAAUUGAGUUAAUUGUGCUAGCAAGUCGUAUCGAUGAUUGGUUUGGACGAGACCCCAACAAAGCGUGGAGUCAGUUGGGAUCACAUCAUCCAGUUGCUAUAAUACCCUUAACUAUAACAUUUUUCGUACUUACAUUUCUGACAGCUACACAAGAUGUUGCGGUUGAUGGCUGGGCCUUGACAUUGCUAUCGAAGAAGAAUGUUGGUUUGGCUUCUACUUGUAAUAAAGUUGGACAGAGCCUUGGUUAUGCGUUAUCAUUUAUUCCCUUAGUUUGCUUAGAGUCUCCUGAUAUUCCUAACAGAUAUCUUAGACGAACGCCUAUAGCAGACAAAGGAUUAAUAACAUUUUCCGGUUUUCUCUAUGCAUGGGGUUUUGGUUUCAUGAUAUUUAACACAGUUUUGGUAAUAUUUAAACAUGAAAAAGGCUCGAAAUUGGAUGGGAUUAUACGUCACUUCGUAAAAAGUCGUUUAUUCAGUAAAUCGAAAUACUCGACGCACUCGUUGAACAGUGAACAGACGGCAAAUAAAAACGAACAAACGGACGGAAGUGAAAAAGUCUCAUUGCUUAAUACAUAUAAGACUAUUAUUGGUGUUAUCCAACUGAAACCUGUCGCGUUGUAUUUGAUAUUGAUAGUUUCAGCAAAGGUAUGUGCUUUUGGUACAUAUACAGCUACAAAUUUAAAGCUAAUCGAACAGGGCUUUGCUAAAGAGAAACUGGCAUUAUUAAACCUUGGAUUUUUGCCAAUGGAAUUUAUUUUACCCUUGUUAUUUGUACGUUUUACUACUGGACUGAAACCAUUGACUACUGGUCUAAUGAUAUUUUUACCAAGGUUACUGACAAAUUGUUUAUUUAUUCCAAUUAUUCAUUUCAUACCGCAUUUUCGAAUGAUUUCAAAUGAUACCUUAAUGAUGAAUAAUUCGAAUAUGACAACAUUAAAUAAUUACACAACUAAUAAUAUUAAUAAUCAUACAAUUAUUUUAAUGAAAGAUAAACCAACUUAUUCAUUUCCAUUGAUAUUCUAUGCAAUAUUAAUAAGUGGCUUCCUUUUGGAUAAAAUUACAGCAACAGUUAUAUUUGUACAAUUUCAAGCGUUUAAUGCCAAAAUAAGUGAUCCGAUUAUUGGAGGAACCUAUAUGACAUUAUUGAAUACUGUAUCAAAUCUUGCUGGUGCUUUAGGAACUACUGUCUCUCUCGCUCUAAUAGAGCGUUUGACAAUUCAUUCAUGUACGAAAAAUGCCAGUCAUUCUGGAAUACAUACAAACACUAGUGGGGUAUUUUUAAAUAGUUCAUUGGCUACUGAAAAUACCACUUGCUAUGCUUUAGAUGGAAAUAACACAUGUAUUAAUCCAAUAGAAUCAUGCGUUAAAGUAUUCGAUGGAUACUAUAUUGAAGUGAUAGCUCUUCUCUUCGUUGGUUCAAUAUUAUUUGUAUUGUUCUUUUAUCCAAAAGCAAAAUAUUUGCAAAGUUUACCAGCAACGAAAUUUUAUUACAAUCCAACUACUGAUGAAUACAGCUGUUUUGGUCGUAAAUUUAACUGUUGUCGUAAAACGGAAAAUCAGUCUUUAACUAUAGUUGAUUAUUUUGAAAGUAUGGAAAACAAUACUGAUACUACUAGUACUGCUGCUGUUGCUACUACUACUACUACUACUACUACUACUACUACUACUAAUAAUAAUAAUAAUAAUGAUAAUAAUGGUGAAAUCAAAUUACUACUGAACAAUUAAUAUAUAUAUAUAUAUAUGGCCACUGAUUAUUUUUUUAUUCAUUUAUUACCAAGAUGGAUAUUUUCAUAAUUAUGGUGAAUUUUUAUAUUCGGUUACUAAUAUUUUCUACUUACAAAGAACAAUUUGAAAAUUUUAUCCUUUUUUUAAAUUAUUUGUGGAAAAAAAUUAAUUUAAAGCUACUUUUCUUCUUUCUUUAAAGAAAAAACAGAACUGUCAUUUAUUUUGUGUCGCAGAUAUUCUAACUUUGUAAACUAAUGUGUAACCUUGUUUACUUAUAUUUUCAUUAUGCAUAAAUGAUUCGUGAAAAAUAUUAUCCUAUUAGUAAUGAAUGAUGAUAACCGUUACUUAAUGAAGAAAAGGAGAUGAAGUAUGUUUAGUGUUAUGUUCUCACUGUUUUUUUGUUUAUUGUUUUUUGUUGUAUUCGAAAUGUUUUAUUUCUAUUCAGUUGGUUGGAUAUAUGAGAUCACGAAAUCAAUAACUGUCAUAUGUUUUUAUAUGUAAAUGGAAGAAACAACGAUCCACAGAGAGAGAGAGAAUGAGAGUGAGUAGUGAUAUACAACGUAACUUUUGAUUUCUAAAUUUGCAGGGCAAUAUGAUUGUUAUUUUUAUAAUGAUUUUGUACUUAUCUACAGUCAGUUUGUAUAUAACGAACGAUAUAUAAAGUUGAGUUAAAUAAAUUUGAAUGAAUGAAUCUGCAAUCUUCUAAUUGGUGGAUGUGUUUAAAUGUUCCGUUGAUGAAGCGUUUUAUACAAUAAAUACCGUCUUC